Messenger RNA from Helianthus annuus (common sunflower), 579 nucleotides. RefSeq lists its product as uncharacterized. Gene Ontology annotation, molecular function: zinc ion binding; nucleic acid binding. The coding region runs from base 1 to 579 and encodes 192 amino acids. Lineage: Eukaryota; Viridiplantae; Streptophyta; Magnoliopsida; Asterales; Asteraceae. The record is from RefSeq and is a predicted model, not a curated record. The transcript has a single exon.
AUGACGGUUUGCUAUAAGUGCUAUCAGCUGGGUCAUAAAAAGUCAGAAUGCCCGGAACUAACAGGAAAGAAAGAGGGUGCCGACUCAAAGAAUGAAACCCCGAAGUCAAAGGCUAGGUCGUUCCAAAUCACUGCUGCUGAAGCAAAAAUGGAACCUGACGUGGUUACAGGUAUAUUUACUGUAUAUUCUGUCCACGCACGUGUUUUAUUUGAUACGGGUGCGAAUAAGUCUUUUGUUUCACAUAGAUUCAUUCAAAACCCUUUGUUCACAUUAACAAAAUUGCCUAUGCCAAUGGAAGUAGAAGUAGGUAAUAACAAAAGUUUCAUUGUUUGUGAUGUAUGUCGAGAAUGCAAACUAAAUAUUGAUGGCGAGGAAUACGCCAUUGAUUUAAUACCCAUGUCGAUGGGGGAAUUUCAAGUGGUAGUUGGAAUGGACUGGUUAUCUCGCUACCAUGCUAAGGUGAUAUGCUUACGUAAGGAGAUACACUUAAAGUCUCCAAGCGGAAAGCGUGACAUCAACUACGGGGAGAAGGCUUGUGAUCCCAUGGUAUGCUCGAUGAUAGAAGCCCGCAAGUUGUGA